ACAUUGAUCUGCCUUUUUACAGGCAGACCUUAGUGCCGACAACAGCUAAAGCUUUCAGUUUCCCCCCACACACCCAUAUUAUUCACAAAAUGGAUUCCCAAAGGGAACUCACUGAAGAACUUCGACUUUACCAAUCCACGCUUCUUCAGGAUGGCCUCAAGGAACUCCUGGAUGAGAAAAAGUUCAUUGAUUGCUAUCUAAAAGCUGGUGAUAAAAGCUUACCUUGCCACAGAUUGAUUCUAUCAGCUUGUAGUCCUUAUUUCCGUGAGUAUUUCUUAUCUGAGCAAAGUGAAGAGAAAAAAAAGGAGGUAGUUCUAGACAAUGUGGACCCUAGCAUCCUGGAUCUGAUUGUCAAGUACCUUUACUCUGCAAGUAUUGAUCUCAACGAUUCUAAUGUGCAAGAUAUUUUUGCUUUGGCCAGCCGCUUUCAGAUCCCUUCUGUAUUCACUGUAUGUGUCUCCUAUCUUCAGAAAAGACUUGCUGUUGGUAAUUGUCUAGCCAUCCUUAGAUUAGGUCUCCUCCUUGACUGCCCAAGACUUGCAUUGUCUGCCCGUGACUUUGUGUCAGACCAUUUUGUGCAGAUUUGCAAAGAAGAGGACUUCAUGCAGCUUGCCCCCCAUGAGCUCAUCUCAGUUAUUUCACCUGACAGCUUAAACGUAGAAAAGGAAGAAGUGGUAUUUGAAGCAGUAAUGACAUGGGUCCGAACAGACAAAGAGAACAGAAUAAAGAGCCUGGGAGAAGUCUUUGACUGCAUUCGUUUUCGUCUUAUGGCAGAAAAAUAUUUCAAGGAGCGUGUUGAGAAGGAUGAUAUAAUCAAAAGCAACUCAGAUCUUCAGAAAAAAAUCAAGGUUAUUAAGGAUGCCUUUGCUGGAAAAUUGCCUGAACCUGCUGUAAGCAAAGGAAAGUCAGGUGAAGGGGAAGUAAAUGGUGAUGUAGGGGAUGAAGAUUUACUCCCUGGAUACCUCAAUGACAUUCCGAGACAUGGUAUGUUUGUCAAAGACCUUAUUCUUCUGGUCAAUGACACAGCUGCAGUGGCUUAUGACCCUGUAGAGAAUGAAUGUUUCCUGGCAGCCCUGGCAGAACAGAUUCCCAGAAAUCAUUCCAGCAUAGUCACCAAACAAAAUCAGGUCUAUGUCGUCGGAGGACUGUAUGUGGAUGAGGAGAACAAGGAUCAACCUUUACAGUCAUACUUCUUCCAGCUGGAUAGCAUUGCUGGUGAAUGGAUAGGCCUUCCUCCACUGCCUUCAGCCAGAUGCCUUUUUGGUCUGGGAGAGUCAGACAACAAAUUGUAUGUAAUUGCAGGAAAGGACCUUCAGACAGAGGAGUCUCUGGAUUCAGUAUUGUGCUAUGAUCCUGUGGCAGUAAAAUGGAGUGAGGCCAAAAAGCUUCCACUCAAAGUAUAUGGCCAUGCAACAAUUUCACACAAUGGGAUGAUAUACUGUCUUGGAGGAAAGACUGAUGACAAGAAAUGUACUAACAGGGUAUUUAUAUACAAUCCCAAGAAGGGAGACUGGAGAGAUCUGGCUCCCAUGAAAGUGGCUCGCUCAAUGUUUGCAGUGGCUGUCCAUAAAGGCAAAAUUGUGAUUGCAGGAGGUGUCACUGAAGAAGGCCUUUCAGCCUCUGUCGAAGCCUUCGACCUCACCACUAAUAAGUGGGAGGUUAUGCCUGAAUUCCCCCAGGAGAGAAGCUCUAUCAGUUUAGUCAAUUUGAAUGGAUCCCUGUAUGCUAUUGGCGGUUUUGCUAUGGUUCAACUGGAGUCCAAGGAAUUUGCACCAAAUGAAGUUAAUGACAUAUGGAAGUAUGACGACGAGACGAAAGAAUGGUGUGGCAUGUUGAAGGAGAUUCGCUAUGCCUCUGGAGCCUCCUGCCUUUCGACACGUUUAAAUCUAUUCAAGCUAUCAAAGCUGUAAAUAAAAAGGCUAGGAAAUUAAAUAGGAUGAGGGAGUUCUGAUUAUGGUCAUUUUAUUUUUGUUGCAUAAAAAACAAACUGUACAGAGAUUUAUAGCUAAGUAUCCCUUAAACUGACUGCAGCUGUGUUUUAAAUGGUUACUAAUUUUUUUUUAGAUAAUAAACCAAAACUAACUUUUCGCUCAAGGUUAGAAUCGGAAAUAGUUCUGAUUGACAUUGACUGGAAUUGGUUUUGAAUAAAUGAAGAUAUCAUGUGAAGCUCAA
Messenger RNA from Trachemys scripta elegans, 2172 nucleotides. RefSeq names its product kelch like family member 41 (gene KLHL41). The transcript has 6 exons. Lineage: Eukaryota; Metazoa; Chordata; Testudines; Emydidae. The record is from RefSeq and is a predicted model, not a curated record. Bases 90 to 1910 code for a protein of 606 amino acids. Gene Ontology annotation, molecular function: protein binding.